Tetrahymena thermophila SB210 is the source of this 2945-nucleotide messenger RNA. RefSeq lists its product as hypothetical. The transcript has 7 exons. The record is from RefSeq and is a predicted model, not a curated record. NCBI's taxonomy places the organism in Eukaryota, Ciliophora, Oligohymenophorea, Hymenostomatida, Tetrahymenidae. The annotation marks the transcript as partial.
AUAAAAGUUAUAUCAAGGGAAAUAAUAUCUAUAGCUUAUUUUAUCUUUAUUUUAAAAAUAAGAACUUGCUUAUUUAUAAAUUUAGGAAUAUUUAUUUGAAUAAAUAAAUGUAACUUUUAUAGUUAUUUAACCUCUGCUCAGGACUAUAAGCCUUAGCAAAGACAGGCGCAUAUGGUUAUAAAAUUAAGAUAUAUUAAAAUCAAUUAUUUCUUGUGAUUAUCAAUCUAAAUUGUUAUAGGACUUAUGAUAUUUAGAGGAUGGGGAUUCAAUCAAAAUUGAGUAGUCUUAUAAAAGAAAUUUACUUGUUUUUUAAAUUGUUCCUUAAAGAGGGAAUUAUAAAUCUGAAGCAUAUUCAGCUUUAAAUAUAUAUUAUUUAUUAAUUAAAAAAAUUCAAAAAAAAAAAAAACUAAAUGUCAAUAAAGGAAUACCCCAAAAUAGGCAAUCUGCUUUAAAAGUUUUUUUAUCUGCUUUUGCUAAUAAGUUUGAUUUCAGCAUAAUAUAUGAACUUAAUGACUGCGCAAUAUGAUAGUAUUCAAACUAACUUUUAACCAAGGGAUUAUACUAUGUGCAAUAAUAAAAGCGUUGGAAAUGUUAAUGGAGUAAAUGUUUAUAUCUUACAUUAGAAAGUUCCUUCUUUUAGAGCUAUUAAUUACAAAAUAUCUAUGAAAUCACCUACAGUAGUAUCACCAUAACCAUAUAUUAUAACUACAGGUAGUAGUGGAGAAGGAUAUACAAGACCAUUAGAUCCAACCAGUCCUAAUUGUAUAGACAUACCAAUGUUUUUAAGCUACAGUUAUUCUUAUUUUAAUACGAUAACUUUUAAUAGCUAAUAAAAUAGUGCUACUAUUACAAUUUCUAAUUCUGGUAACUCUUAUAUUUAUUAAUUUGAAAUAACGCUAUAAUAGAUUCAGUGUCAAGAAGGGUGUUACGAUUGCCUUGAUGGUUAAAAUUGCAAAGAAAAUUCUUGCUUAAGUGGAUUUAAUUACAUGAUUUCUAGUUAUUUUAAUUAGAAUUAAAAAAUUUGCAAUAGAAUUUGCCCAAAUGGAUAAUAUACUCAUUUUAUUGGUUAAAAUCCCCUUACGUAAAAUUGUUAAAAUUGUAUUAGCAAUUGCUUAAUCUGUUCUGAUCAAAAUCAAUGCAGCUAAUGUAUUACUGGAUACUAUUUUGAUUCUCAAUAAAAAUUAUGUGUUAAACUAACAUGUGUUGAAGGAUGCUCUAAUUGUAGCUAAAAUAAAUAAAGUUGUACUUAAUGCAUGAGUGGAUACACUCAGAUGGUGAAUCCAAACAAUAGCGCCCUACAGUACUGCUAAAAAAAUUGUGCAGUGGGAUAGUACAAUUUCGUGAUUGAAAAUACUUACAUGACAUAGUAGUGCAGAUCUUGUAUUGCUAAUUGCCAAACCUGUACUGGACCUAAUGACUGCAGUAACUGUUAUUCUGGAUAUGGAUAUAAUUCUCAAACAAAAUAAUGCGCACAAUGUUAUCAAGGAUGCUCUAAUUGUGAUUAAAAUUUAAGUUGUACUCAAUGUAUUAGUGGAUAUACUUAAACUACAAACCCAAAUAAUAAUUCAUAAUAAUAUUGCAAAAUGAUUUGCCCAAUAGGAUAAUUCACAUUUAUUAAUUGGUAAACCAUGGCCUAGUAGUGCAACCCUUGUAUAACUAAUUGCACAUAAUGUUCUCAAGAUAAAUAAUGUGACAAUUGUGCAGCAAACUAUGAGUUCAUUCAAUAAGUAUAUUAAUGUAAAAUGAUAUGCCAACAAAAUUAAUAUAGAGAUUCAACUUUAUAUAAUUGCACAAAUUGCGUUAGCAAUUGCCAAUAAUGCGUAGAUGGGUAAAGUUGCAGUUAGUGCUAAAGCAAUUACGAGUAUAUUAGUUAAGUAAAUUCUUGCUUACUUAUUUGCAAUCAGAAUUAGUACAGAAACCCACAAAAUAACUAUUUAUGUGCUGAUUGCAUAGAUAAUUGUGCAUCUUGUACUAAUGGAUAAAGCUGUACUACUUGUGUAUAGGAUUAUGAGUAUAUUUAGUAAGUCAGUAAAUGCAUGCAUAUUUGUUCAUAAAAUUAAUUUAGAGAUUCUACUUAAAAUUAUUAAUGUAUAAAUUGUCAUUCAUCAUGCUAAUCAUGCACAGGACCAGCUUAAAGCUAAUGUAGUAGCUGUUAUUAAGGAUGGUAUUAACUCGGAUCAUAUUGCUAUCAGUGGUGCCCAAAUAAUUACAAAGAAGAUUCAACGUUGUGGUAAUGUGUCUAAUGCUAAGAAUACAUAAAACCAGAUUGCUAAGCAUGUGCUAACACAUGUAAAUCUUGUUAAUAUAAGUAAAGUGAUAUAUGUUUAGACUGUUAUGAUUCUAUGGAAAUGUCAGGGAAUACGUGCAUUUGCAAAAAUAAACUUGAUACAAGAGGUAUUUUCUAUGAGUGUAGCUAUAAUAACAUUGCUGUUUUACAAGCUACUUUAGCAAUAGAUUCUCCUACUAUGAUUAUUGAUUUUGGUGUUGCUUUGACAUAAAUUUAAAACUUUUAGUGUAAUACUAUAUUUUAAGAUAGUACUCUUCAACUUCUUGGCAAUCUUCCAAAUUGCUCUAUACAAGAUACUAAAAUCAAAAUUUAACUAGGUAAUGAUGCUUAAAUUAUGGAAAACGAUAAUCUCUCAUUCAUUUCAAAUGUUCUGAGUUAUCAAAUUAGUAGCACUUUCUUAAUAGACACAUUUUACUUGACCAAAGUUCAGCAGUAAAGGAGUGAUACUCAACAGCCUUAAGUUACUAUUUAAUUCAGUAAAACUCAAAAUAAUUGCUAUGACAUCAUUUUUUCACUAGCAAAUAUUAUAAAUGAUGCUUAAAGAGGGUUCAAAAGCUUCGCUUGGAGUAUAUUAUCUUCGCCUAGCUUAGAUUAAAAUAACCUUUAAGCAGUUAAUAGUAUUGUCGAUAAUGCUAACAGUUAAAAGAGUACCACUUUA